UCUCGCGUUGUCUGCGCAAAUCUCGCGUCACAUUUUGAACUGCGUAGAGACAGGGGCAUCUUGAGUCGUGCGGGGAGAACAAGACCUCAACAUGGCAGAUGUUAUAAUUCUUGACGAGGAGGAGCAAAAGCAAGAGGAGUCCACCGCGUCCGUCAAGUCCGAAUCCGAAGAGACAUCCGCAGAAACACCCAAUGGCGUGAAAACGGAUGCUGAAGACACUAAGCACCCCAAAGAAAAGCAUGAUCCUAAAGAGAAGUCCUCUGGGAGCAGAAGAGGGAGCCGCUACCACCCCUACAAAGACAAACAUGGUGGAGAGAAGAAGGGUGCUCAUAGGAACCGGGUGUUCAUCAGCAAUAUCCCCUAUGAUAUGAAGUGGCAGGCAAUUAAAGAUCUAAUGCGUGAGAAAGUUGGUGAGGUUACAUACGUGGAGCUCUUUAAGGAUGCAGAAGGAAAGUCAAGGGGUUGUGGUGUGGUGGAGUUCAAAGAUGAGGAGUUUGUGAAGAAGGCGAUAGACACUAUGAACAAGCAUGACUUGAGUGGAAGGCCGCUAAACAUCAAGGAGGACCCUGAUGGGGAACAUGCUCGGCGAGUGCUGCAGCGCAUAGGAGGAGGUCAACAGGGAGGUCGUGGGCAGGACAUGGGGCCUGGUGGGAUGAACGUCCCGCCCUCCAUUGCCAACAACCCCAACAUCCCACCUGAGGUCAUCCAUGCACUGCAGGCCGGACGACUGGGCACCACAGUGUUCGUGGCCAACCUGGAUUUCAAGGUGGGCUGGAAGAAGUUGAAGGAGGUGUUUGGCAUGGCGGGUGUGGUGAAACGAGCGGAUGUAAAGGAGGACAAAGAUGGCAAGAGCCGCGGGAUGGGAACAGUGACUUUUGAGCAGUCACUGGAGGCUGUGCAGGCAAUAUCCAUGUUCAAUGGACAGAUGCUAUUCGACAGACAGAUGCACGUUAAAAUGGAUGAGAAAUCUGUUCCCCCUGAUGAUUUCCGUCAAGUGGAAAAAACACCUCAGUUACCCCGGGGUCUAGGUGGUAUUGGCAUGGGCCUGGGACCAGGAGGGCAGCCUAUAAAUGCCAACCGUCUGAGCGGCGGCAGCGGUGGUGGUGGUGGAGGAGGAGGAGGAGGAGGAGGAGGAGGCAUGGGCUCGAUGGGGCCUGGAGGUAUGGAGGCUCAAGGUUAUGGUGGAAUGAACAGACUCGGAGGAGGAAUGAGUGGUGGCGGGGGCUUUGGGGGCAUGGACAGCAUGGGUAACAUGGGUGGCUUUGGAGGGAGAGACAUGGCGCCAGGUGGCAGGAUGGGAGAUAUGUACCGGUCAGGAAUGGGCGGGAUGGAUCGUGACUUUGGCCACAGUGACAUGCCAAUGAAUCGAGGAUUUGCGGACUCUUUUGGAGGAAUGGGUGGAGGUUUCGGAGGAGGCAUGGGCAGUGGUGGCAUGGGGCACAUGGGGACUGGAAUAGGUGGUGGAAUGGGAAACAUGUCCAUGGACCGGAUGGGGUCCGGCUUUGACCGCAUGGGCAUGUCAGGAAUGGACAUGAACCGCGGCUUUGGCGGCUAUGGAGGUGGAGGACCGAGUCACAUGGGCGGAGGCAUGUCUGAGAGGAGCUCCGGGUCCAAAGCAGGCUGUCAGAUCUUUGUGCGAAAUCUUUCCUAUGAUCUGACAUGGCAAAAGCUGAAGGAGAAGUUCAGCCACUGCGGCCAGGUGAUGUUCGCUGAGAUCAAGAUGGAGAAUGGAAAGUCAAAGGGCUGUGGAACAGUGAGGUUUGACUGUCCGGAGAGUGCUGAGAAGGCCUGCAGGAUGAUGAACGGAACCAAGAUCAACGGCCGAGAGGUGGACGUCCGCAUCGAUCGGAACGCCUAGAUCUUUCGUAGAAGUCACGCUAACACACUUCCACAUUCAGCCCAUUUGCCAAUGAUCUUUUGUUUUGUUUUAAAAACACAGUUAUUUCAUAUCUCCAUUUGUCCACUGUUUUUUUGAUUUGUUUAUAUAUAUACUACAUAGCUCUUAUCUUUUGUUUUGUAAACCCUUUUAAUUUUUC
Molecule: messenger RNA, 2036 nt
Organism: Anoplopoma fimbria (sablefish)
Lineage: Eukaryota; Metazoa; Chordata; Actinopteri; Perciformes; Anoplopomatidae
Gene: myef2
Product: myelin expression factor 2
Exons: 17
Coding region: 92-1858 (588 amino acids)
Biological process (GO): regulation of mRNA stability involved in response to oxidative stress
Cellular component (GO): nucleus; cytoplasm; post-mRNA release spliceosomal complex
Molecular function (GO): mRNA binding
Source: RefSeq, a predicted model, not a curated record